This is a messenger RNA of Rhodofomes roseus, 2313 nucleotides long. RefSeq lists its product as uncharacterized. Lineage: Eukaryota; Fungi; Basidiomycota; Agaricomycetes; Polyporales; Fomitopsidaceae. The coding region runs from base 116 to 2101 and encodes 661 amino acids. The record is from RefSeq and is a predicted model, not a curated record. The transcript is spliced from 6 exons.
GGUACGAAUUCACUCCAACUAAAGUUCACAAUGUACGGCUAAUGUAAGCUUGUCUCAUAACCACCGUGACUGACACACAGAGUCUUAGCUGCGCGCAUUGCGUCGCACAUCCGCCAUGAACCAGGCUCAAUUUGAGCCCAUCCUCAGGAAGCUUUCGCGAGAUCCGAAAUCAGUUCUUGCUGCUGCUCGCAGGCGUGCAUCUGCAGAAAGCGUCGUCAUUGCAAACAGCUGGGAACCGCAGCAGGGCUUCAUAACCGCCGACGAUGCUCUUGAUCUCUUCCUCUCUUACCUGCAAGAGAGAGACGUCCCUGAAAACACGAACCCAAGGACAAUUUUCUGCGACGCGGCCAACUUUGCUUUCACCGGCUUCUUGGGAAUCAGCAGGCUCGGACUAGUCCUCGAUGAGCCUGGACGGCUAAAGCGCGUCGCUGACGCUUGGAACGCGAUCUUCAAGUGGACUGUCUUCAUCUUCUCGACGAGGAUUGAGGGGGUUUCAAAGAACGACAUACGGAGGAAGAGCACUAUCGAUGUACUCUCCGCCGCAUGGUACGCUCUGUGCUCCAAGGAUCCGAUCCGAGGCUUGAUGAUUGCUACGCCCAUGACCAUUGAGAUCGCUACGAAGCUGUGGCUUGAAGAAGACGACGGGCCACCUACUCACUUGAACGCACCAGCCGGUACAUGCUGCCUUAGCUCCCUAUUGAAGAUGGCGAAGAAGGAGCAGUUGGACAGGGUUUUGAAGAUGGCCGGGGGCAAGGCCGACGAGAUCGCGAAGCUCUCGCUCGCUCGUGUCAAGACGGUUCUGAAAGCGCGCCCCAUCGAUGGGACGCACUUAACGAUGCACCUCGACUUCAUCAACGCGCUGUCGCGCGAUGCGAGUCAUCCGUUACGACAUGCCCUCCUCGGCGCGAACGUCAUCUGGAUCGUCACGAACGCUCUCACCACCAUCUCCAUACAAGUGAAUCUGUCUCGCGACCUCUCGUUCCUCGAUGCGAUGGUAUCUGCGUUCGGGUACAUAGCAAAUUGCCUUGACUCGACGGAUGGCUUCACAUGGGUCUCGCAAUCCAUCGGAGCGGGCUUGCUGACGUCCUUCGUCGAUUGCAGCCCGCACUUCUCGAAGCUCGAUCCCGAAGACUUUGAUAUGAUCCUCACCAUCGUCAAUAACAUUCUCCCUCGGUACACUGUGUAUCGCUCUGUCCUGGAAGCUAUGAAUGGGCCGAUGCUCAAGAUCGACAAAGGACCGCAGAGGGACAGAGUACUGAACAGCGUUGUGAAGGACGCGUGGCGGACCUUCUUCGCCUCGAGUUGUGACAGGAUGACGCUACUCCACCAGGCUGAGGUUUGGAAAGGGAAGAAUAUCACCUGCGACAAUGUCAAGUGUCAAAAAGUUGGUACGAGAGAAGAGGUCCGAAGAUGUUCGGCAUGUCUCACUACGUUCUAUUGUUCGAAGGAAUGUCAAGCUAUUGCUUGGAAAGAGGGGGACCACAAGAACACCUGCAAGUUGAAGCAGCGAGAGAGGACCGAGGGGAAAGCGACCGGUAUUCUGAAACGCGACUUGGCCUUCUUCCACAACAUCUCCAUAUAUGACGCACGCAAGAACAUCUCUAAGCUCAGCCGCCAAGCAGACAAAGAGUAUCCUGGAAAAAUCAAAUCGCACUUGGUAGUAUGCAUCGACUACUGUGUUGUGCCUACAACCUACAAUCUUAAGCCUAUCGAAGGAUACGACACAGGCCCGCACUCGGGUUCUACGAACGCGCAGGCGCGGAACGAGUCGAUGAUCGAGAAGGUCAAGGAUAACCCGGGGAAGUACACCCUGAUCGAGGCGCGUGUCGCCAAUGGGCAGGGUAUGCAGUGCAUCCUGACGCUCGCGACCGGGAAGUUCUGGGAGUGGGACCCGAAGGAGGAACAGCGACAGAAGCUUAUCGACGCGCAGUUCAUCCUGCGUUCGUUUGUUUCUCGAGCCGAGGAGCGCCACGGCGUUCCGAACUCCGAGAGGGCGCCGAUAUUGACCGACCCCAUACAAACGGACUUCCCUGACGAUAUGCUCAUGGCGCUCCAGGAACUGUCGGACAACGAAUACGAGGACGAUGAUGAAUUUGAUUAGUGGAUUUGAUGACUUCAUGCAGGCGUUGUUCCUAUUCCACAUGGGUCGGCGGACGUCGCGCCGACCGUGACGAGUAGAGGUCUACAUCUGACCCUUGCGAGAUUUGGGGCUUUGUAGCACUAUGCGUUCUGAGCCUUUACCUACACAAUGUCAUACCGUGGUGGUUAGAGUGCCCACGAGAGAUGAUGGAUAGUAAUGUUGUGGCAUCGGAA